This is a messenger RNA of Durusdinium trenchii, 938 nucleotides long. Lineage: Eukaryota; Dinophyceae; Suessiales; Symbiodiniaceae. The record is from the annotation of a GenBank genome assembly.
GCAUGUAGCAUGCACAAAGCACUAAAGACGGAAGGCGGCCAAGGUGGCCGGCAGCAAACAUCUCGUUUUGUCCCACAUUCUUCGCAUCACGCCGUCUCCGCAUCUUUUCUUUUCCGACGUGACCCCGUUGUGAGGUAGGUUGGAGGCCAUCGCUAUCAUUAUCUGUUUUUCCUUUUUUUUGUGACCGUUUCGGCUCAGUUGGACCCGUGAAACACACGCCAAUCGCGCGACCUUGUGGAGCCAUGCCGCCGAAGAAGGGGCCAACUGUUAAGGGCAGAGCGGGCGUGGGCUCCGCCUCGAAGCGUGUCACGGAGGCUGCGAAGCGUGGCCCAAAGACCAAAGCGCUACCGCCUUUGAAAGCGAAGGCUACGACAAAAAGGUUCGAGUCAGCGACAAAGAAGAGCGGUCUGACCAACAUCCUGUGGGAUCCAAGCUCAUCUGCGUGGCAGAUCAACUAUCCCACCUUUGAUGAGGAGGGCCGAAUCACUGGAAACAAAAGCCGCACCUUUCCAGUCAGCAAGUACCUCACAGACGGUCGAGACGAGUCGGCCGCAGAGCAGGCGGCGCUGGCCUCCGCGCAGGACUUCCGGCGGCGGCUGCGAAAGAACGGCACGAUGCUGGCGAAGGGCGAAGCGACUUGGUGCAGGGCACGGCAGCGCUGGCGGGCCAAGGUCACCACCAAGAAUGGCAGGGUCAUCUUUGGGAACUACUUCACCGACAAGGCUCAGGCGUUCACCGAGGCGCAGGAGCUGGCGCCUGCCUAUGGCGUGCAGGGUCCAAAGCGCUUAGCCCGUCCGAGGAAAGCUGCGAGUGCGAGCAAGUAGCAUGUGGCGGCCAAGAGUGUGUGGCUACAUGUUGGAUUCAGAGAAGAGCGGGGAAAGCUGGGAAAAAAAGAGCAGUCAUGGCCGUCGCUUGGAACAAUCGAGCUAAAAUCUGAG